Molecule: messenger RNA, 1232 nt
Organism: Anopheles coustani
Lineage: Eukaryota; Metazoa; Arthropoda; Insecta; Diptera; Culicidae
Product: troponin C-akin-1 protein-like
Exons: 1
Coding region: 547-1026 (159 amino acids)
Molecular function (GO): gamma-glutamylaminecyclotransferase activity
Source: RefSeq, a predicted model, not a curated record
CGUCAUCACGCGGCCAAAAAACGGACCAUCGUCGACUGCGCUGCAGCAAGGAGUCUUUGGCAAAGCCCGCGUCUUCGAAGACUGUUUGCUCUAACCGGUUUGAGGAAAAAAGAACGACUCGAAAAACCGGUGUCCGGUGUCCUAACGUGGAACGUAGAAGGAGACAACCGAAAAGAAGCUAUUCCCAAAGCAGUGUCUCCGCGAACAGUAACUUCGUUUUGUGUGUUUUUAUUGACUUUAGUCGUUUUCAUACGUUCGUUCGUGCGUGAGCGAGCUGCUAUCUGUGGUGUUUCGCUUUCCUGUUGUGCUGCUUCGAACGUUCAUGAGUUUAUGCAGGUUUCGCUCGAGAGGCACGGCGGUUUGAAUCAAUCAAAUCUACCUCAAUUUUAUCGUAUUUUCGAUAAGCUGUUGUAACCAUUACAUCGACCGUAACUAGUCAAACUGUGCCUAAGGAACACGCGAUAAAGUUCCUGUAAGUAAAGUGAAACGCAACAAGUUCCUUACAUUCUUCGUACCGCUUGUGGCGACGGAAUCCUAUCGAAAGUGAUGGCCCAUCGAGCCCUUCGCCGUGUAUUUGUGUACGGUACGCUGAAGCGCGGCGAACCGAACCACCAUCUUCUUGCCGACGCGGACAACGGGUACGCCAAGUUCAUCUGCAAGGGUUCGACCAACCGACGGUUCCCGCUGAUCUUGGCAACCCGGUACAACAUUCCGUUUCUACUGGACAAACCGGGCACCGGGAGUUAUGUAACGGGCGAAAUCUACGAGGUCGACGACCCGCUUAUGGAGCAGCUCGACGUGCUGGAGGAUUACCGGAAGUUGUACGAUCGUCAGAUCGAGGACAUAAACGUCGGGAUCGAGGGUGGCAAUGUGCCUUGCUGGUUGUAUCUGCUGCGCAACUGCCCGGACCGAUUGCUACAGCUGCCGAUGCUGACCGAGUAUAAGAAUACGCUGGAGAAACCAUACUCCCGACGCCCACCCGGCAAGGUGAACAUCUUCGAGGAGCUGUUGAAAGGCGACGAAUAAAAACAAAAUGCAAGGCACUGCUGGAACCGGCGAGGUUGUUAAACAGAAAAAUCUUAUAUUUGUACUUAUGUUACACAUUCUUUUCAUAACGGUAAAAGAAAUUCUUCCAUACUUGUCCACACCAGUUGCAAAAAGAUGGUUGUGUUGCAGAUUAGAAAUUAAGUAUGAAAUAAAAAAUAAAGUCACCAGAUAGUGAUCGUCAAGUA